AUGCGCUUCUCAUCAGCUUUCGUCCUUGUUGCUACGAUGUUCACGCUGAAGAACAUUGCCGCGGUCGACCCAGGUAACAAUGCCUUGAACAUGGACGUAUCAGACGACUUCGAACACGCCAUCCACAAGGAAUACGGCCCCGUCGUCUUCGAUGGCCUCGCAAAGAGUGGUUGCAGUGGCUGGAAGUGCCUCAAGACCGUUGGCAAGACAUCUGCUUGCCUCAUGAAAUGUGUGAUUACAGGGAACCCCUUGUGCGUCGUCGGCUGCAUCCCGACGAGCGAGCUGUGCCCGUGCAUCAACUGCUUCCCAGACGUGAUCACCAACUUCCUCCACAAGUACGACAUCUGCACGAGCGAGCUGAGCGCGCAGCUCUUCAGCAGGGUGUUUUUGGGGCUCGCAAGUGACGAUGAAGUUAAAAAUGCCAACGAGGCUGGGUAUUCUAUUAGCGCUUUCGGUGCUUGA
Pleurotus ostreatus (oyster mushroom) is the source of this 462-nucleotide messenger RNA. RefSeq lists its product as uncharacterized. NCBI's taxonomy places the organism in Eukaryota, Fungi, Basidiomycota, Agaricomycetes, Agaricales, Pleurotaceae. The coding region runs from base 1 to 462 and encodes 153 amino acids. The transcript is spliced from 4 exons. The record is from RefSeq and is a predicted model, not a curated record.